UAGCAAACGAAAACCACGAUCCAUAUCAUUCUCUCUCAGUCGACUGCUAUCUUCGCUUGAGCCUUGCUGACUGAGACGAGUUCUCUGAUUGGAUACCCGCAUCCCGUCACCUUAUCAAUGACCAAUCACGUACAGAGUCUCAUCGUUUCGUCACCAGUCUGCGUGGAGCUGGUCGCAGAGUUUGCGCGCGACCCAAGACUACCAAUUCUUCCAAAAUUUAGUCUGCAAGAGAGACUCGACCGACAACGGACCGCUGACAGUGGUAGCUCAAUCGUAAAUCGGUAUAUGUCAAUGAUUUGCCAGUAACUGUAGCUGCUCGCAGAAAAGGAAAAGGAAAUAAUAAUUUGAUGAUUUUGACAAGGAAUUAAACGGAUAUAUCUUUCAACAUGUACGGCGAGAAAAGCGAUGACGAGCACAAAUACCGGUGCAUCGACCAUGCGAUGACGGCGGCGUUCUUCAAGUUCGGCCAGCUCGUUUCCCGACAUCGUAUCUUCUUUCUCUUGAUGCCGCUCGUGGUCGCCAUCGUGUGCGUUCACGGCAUCACGUGUCUCACCAUUCAGGACGACGUCGUCUAUCUCUUCACGCCUACGGGUAGCCCUGGUCGUGCUGAUGGCGAAGUCUUCAAGACUUAUUUUCCAUCUGGAGACAACGAGACGGAAUUUUUACCCAACCGAGAGCUGAUCGAUCGGCAGACCCGCGGUAGCAUCAUCGUCCGCGAGAAGGAUGACGGCGACGUCCUUUCGACGGCGGCCUUCCGGGAGAUCGCCCAUCUGGACGAGCUCAUCCGCACUUUCACUUUCACGAGCAACUACACCGACUACAGUUACAGCCACGUCUGCCAAACAUGGCUCCACGCCUGCCAUGACAACGUGCUCAUGUCGAUCCUACGGCAUCAAGUCGAAGCGAUGGACCAUAUCAACUUGACCUUCCCCUUCCUGCCGUUGCCCCCGCCCCACGAGGGGAGGGUGUUCGUCGGUAGCCAGCUGGGAGGGGUCGACCUGUACCCCAAGACGGAUGUCAUCAAGAUGGCGAGAGCCAUGCUGCUCAUUUAUAGCGUUACCAGGGAAACCCGUGAAGCGGAGGAGCUGGCGUACGAAUGGGAGGAGCAUUUCAUCCAGGAGGUUGAUAAAUUCGCCGAAUCAGCCGAGCACAUUGUGAUAUCGUACGAGACUAGCUUCGGGCUCGCGGACGAGAUCGGCGAGGCGAGCAAGCGCGUCAUCCCCCUCUUCGUUGCGACGUUCUGCAUGCUGGUCAUCUUCGCGGUCGGGUCAUGCAUCAUGCGAGAUUGGGUGCAGUCGAAGCCGUGGUUGGGUCUGAUCGGGGUCCUGUCGGCGUCGUUGGCCAUCGUCUCGUCGAUCGGGUUCCUGAGCUACUGCCGUGUCGAGUUCAACGAGCUCGUCUCUCUCAUGCCUUUCCUCAUCAUCGGUGUCGGAGUCGACAACAUGUUCAUCAUGAUCGCUGGCUGGCGUCAGCUCAGCAUCUACCUACCCGUUCACGAGCGCAUGGGCAAGACCUACUCCGAGGCCGCCGUCUCCAUCACCAUCACCAACCUCACCACCAUCCUCGCCUUCAUCAUCGGCGCUUCCAUCUCCCUACCAGCCAUCCGCGCCUUCUGCAUCUACGCCGGAGUGGCCAUGUUCUUCGCCUACUUCUACCAGAUCACCUUCUUCGGCGCUUGCAUGGCGUUCACCGGCGAACGCGAGGCGAAGAACCUUCACUGCUACACGUGCAAGAAGGUAGUGUCCAAGGACGAGUCGCCCAACAAGUUGUACAUGAUCUUCUGCGCCGGUGGCGUGCCGCAACAGGACUCGAAGUGCAGGAAGCCCGAAGGCCACAUCAUCCACCCGGUCAUGGUAUUGUUCAGGGACUACUACGGUCCGUUCCUGAUGAGGAAAUGGGUAAAGCUGGUCGCGAUGGGGUUGUUCAUUGCUUACCUCGGUGGCGCUAUCUAUGGCUGCAUGAACAUUGAUCAAGGGUUGAAACUACGGAACUUGGCCAGAGACGGCUCCCCAACAUGGCGAUUCUACAAGGAAUACGAAGACUACUUCAGCGAUUAUGGCCCAGUCGUAAGUGUAGGGGUGACAGAACAAGUAGAUUAUUGGAAUCAGUCUGCGCAGGACUCGCUGAACGAAACCCUCGCUGAAAUUGAAGGGACGCAUCUCUUUCACGGCAGCGAGAUUAGCGUUUCCUGGCUGCGCGUUUACUCUCAGUACCUCAAAGCAAUCUUCCAAACAAGCGAAGUCGAUAAGGACACCUUCCUGACGAUACUCCAACACAGGUUUUUGAAGGAUUAUCGCUUCAAGCAAUUCGAACUCGACAUCGCGUUUGAAUACGCCGCGGACAACAUCACCGCGGUCGACAUCAAAGCGUCAAGGUUCUUGGUGACGUCACGCAACAUGCAAAGCGCCAUGCAAAAAAGAGACAUGAUGUUGGAGGUCCGCGAAAUCGCCAUCGAAUCCUCCUUUAACAUCAUCACCUUUCAUCCGAUGUUCGUGGUAUACGACCAGUACGUCGGAACGAUACCGAACUUGUUUCAGACGCUGGGGAUAGCGAUGGCGUGCAUGAUGAUGGUGUCUUUGAUCAUGAUCCCGCAUCCCAUCUGCGCCAUCUUCGUCACGACCUGCGCCAUCAGUAUCGACGCCGCCGUCAUCGGGUACAUGUCGCUCUGGGGCGUCAGCCUCGAUACCGUCUCCGUCAUCAACAUCAUCCUCUGUAUCGGGUUCAGUGUCGACUUCUCCGCCCACAUCACGUACUCGUUCGUCUCCGCGCCCGACGAGGAGCCGAACAAACGCGCCAUCGCUGCACUCUUCGCAGUCGGCAUGCCAAUCGCCCAGGGCGCCCUCUCAUCGAUGAUCGCCUUGAGCCCCCUCGCAACAGCUCCCACCUACCUCUUCAGGACAUUCUUCAAAACCCUUUUCCUAGCCAUGUCCUUUGGGGCACUCCACGGCCUCGUCUUCUUACCUGUUAUCCUCUCCUUCCUCGGGAACAUCAUCCCCCGAAAGCACGCGAGAGAAGAAGAAGUAGAAGUGGAAAAGAAAGACAUUGAUCAAUGCAAUAUUUACAUCAAUUACAUGUUAGAACCUCCCGUUAUAGCUGCAGCUCCCGAUAAUGAAUUCUAUGUCGUCGAAACAAAAAUCAGCACGGUAUGACGAAAGCACCACUUCCAUCAGACACCAACGCUAUAGUGACUGCUGUUCGAAGUGGUAUAUUCAACACUCUAACUCCAAGUGCCUCUAUAUAUUUUUUCAUUAUGACAUAAAAGAGAAAAUGGCGAUAUGGUUGUUAGAAUUUUUGUUGUUGUUAACAAUGCAAUAACUAUGAAUAUAUCCAAUGUGCUACCGUGAUCGGAGAUGGGUUUCGAUCAAACAUCGUAGCCAUUCUUGUAGGUGCCGUAAAGACAGCUUGUCAUAAUAAUGGCCUAGCUAUAAUUGGACAGUUUUUCACAGGUCUUCGGCAUUCGUAUCAGAUGCUGUCUUUCAGACCUUUGGGCAGUCCGAACUUUCGGAAAACUUCGGAACACUUCGGAAUCACGACCAUCAGAAGUUAAUUUGACAUUGACUGGCUGUCUUAAGUAGACCGAAUGGUUUAUCGCAAUGUGUCAUUAUAACCGACGCAUGUUUCAAUCGAGACCAUGGUCUAAUGCAACCGAGACCUGCAUACAAUAAUAAUUAUGCGAUAUUAUGUGUGUAAUGUUUUCGAAAGGAUAUCGUGGAAUGGGACAAAGAUGCGCUUCACGUUGCGUCUUUGUGAAUGGCCUUUAGGUCAAGUUGAAAGGCUCCAUACAAGUGACCUUUCAAAGUGUUUGGUAUCAAAAUGUGCAGGUUUGUGUGCAUUUGGGUCUCUAUAUAAAAUCUGAAUAAAUUAGGGUCCGGAAUUUACAUCUAGUAAGACCCAUUCAAUCGGACCUCUGUUACAGUCAAACGCUGUAUAUCGUGACGUCAUAAUGCCAAUGUUGGAAACUUUUAAUGUGAGUCAGGUGUUCUACCAAGUCUGCCAAUUCCAAAAUGCUGCUUUUCAUUAAUAACUGUGAUCAUCACAUCACAUCCAUAAUCUAGAGUAAGAUGCAUCUACAUUCAAUCGGGGUUUCACUAGUAGUUGUGCCCCAUACCUUCGCUCAAAUUUUCAGUCGACAAACUCACCAAAUCUUGUCGGACUUCUCGGCAAAUUUCACGAUUAAAAGGUUAUCCUUGUCGGCAAAUUUCAAGUUAUGGACUCUGCC
This is a messenger RNA of Strongylocentrotus purpuratus (purple sea urchin), 4219 nucleotides long. RefSeq names its product patched domain-containing protein 3. The record is from RefSeq and is a predicted model, not a curated record. Gene Ontology annotation, biological process: transmembrane transport. Lineage: Eukaryota; Metazoa; Echinodermata; Echinoidea; Camarodonta; Strongylocentrotidae. The coding region runs from base 387 to 3149 and encodes 920 amino acids. Gene Ontology annotation, molecular function: transmembrane transporter activity. The transcript is spliced from 4 exons. Gene Ontology annotation, cellular component: membrane.